Molecule: messenger RNA, 321 nt
Organism: Chlorella variabilis
Lineage: Eukaryota; Viridiplantae; Chlorophyta; Trebouxiophyceae; Chlorellales; Chlorellaceae
Exons: 2
Molecular function (GO): heme binding; oxygen binding
Source: RefSeq, a predicted model, not a curated record
UCGCUGUUGGAGCGCAUUGGCGGCAGCGCAGCUCUCAAGGCGUGCGUCGACGACUUCUAUGGCCGGCUGCUUCAGGAGCCGAGCCUGCAGGCGUACCUGGAGGGCGUGGACCUCGCCCGGCUGAAGGCCCACCAGUACAACUUCAUGCGUAUUGCCUUCACGAAGAUCCCAGACGGCAUGGACGUCGUGGCGGCCCACGCCCGCCUCUUUGCCAAGGGCUUGUGCGAGACGCACUUCGACCUGGUGGCUGGCCACCUUGUGGCCACCAUGAGGGAUGCCGGGGUGGCGGAAAAGGAGAUCGAUGAGGCGGUGGCCAUCAUC